ACAUGCAACUAGUCUAAGCCAUAGAAAAAAAUACCUGUACCUCACACUCAGCAUAGAAAGAAAACGAAAUAGAGAAGGGAGACUUGGAAAAAAAAUAAAUAAUAAAACAAGAAAAAGGAAGAAACGAAACAGAGUCGUUGUCUGGCUUUUUCUGUGUUUCCACAAAAUAUCAAUAUUCUUCAACGCCCUUAUCUUCUUCUCUCAAAUCGAGUUGCUAGUGCAAGGAACAGAAUAAAUAAAGCAUUACCUUCCAACACUCGUAAGCCAUAAUAAGAACACAUUAGGGUUGUGAAGAUGGCAGUGGGGAAAGAAGACGUUGAGAUCGUUAAAGCUCGCAUCGAUAAGAGGGACUACAGAAGGAUCGUGCUUAGCAAUUCUCUCCAAGUGCUUCUCAUUAGCGAUCCCGAUACCGAUAAGUGUGCUGCUUCCAUGGACGUUGGCGUCGGUUCCUUCAGUGACCCUGCUGGCCUUGAAGGCCUUGCUCAUUUUCUAGAGCACAUGCUGUUUUAUGCCAGUGAAAAAUACCCAAUGGAAGAUAGCUACUCCAAAUAUAUUGCUGAGCAUGGAGGAAGCACCAACGCUUUUACAUCUUCUGAUCACACCAACUAUUAUUUUGAUGUUAAUACAGAGGGCUUUGAAGAGGCUCUGGACAGAUUUGCUCAAUUCUUCACUAAACCAUUGAUGUCUGCUGAUGCCACCAUGAGGGAAAUUAAAGCUGUUGACUCUGAAAACCAGAAGAAUUUGUUAUCUGAUGCAUGGAGAAUGAACCAGCUUCAUAAACAUCUCAGUGAUGAAGAUCAUCCGUAUCAUAAAUUUAGCACAGGGAACUGGGACACUUUGGAAGUUAGACCCAAAGCAAAAGGAUUAGACACAAGGAUGGAGCUUCUCAAAUUCUAUGAAGAAAACUAUUCUGCUAAUAUAAUGCAUCUAGUUAUAUACACAAAUGAAAGUCUUGAUAAAAUUCAAAACAUUGUGGAGGUGAAGUUCCAGGAUAUUAGAAACACCAACAAAAGUUGUUUCCAUGCUCGUGGUCAGCCAUGCAAAUCUGAGCAUUUGCAGAUUCUUGUCAAGACUGUUCCAAUAAAACAAGGUCAUAAAUUGAGAAUUGUAUGGCCAGUAACCCCUGAAAUUCAUCAUUACACUGAAGGACCAUGCAGGUAUCUGGGUCAUCUCAUUGGCCAUGAAGGAGAAGGGUCUUUAUAUUACAUCUUGAAAAAACUGGGAUGGGCUACCGGCUUGUCUGCAGGUGAAUCUGAUUCGAGCUUGGAGUUUUCUUUCUUUAAAGUUGUUAUUGAUCUUACUGAUGCUGGUCAUGAGCACAUACAAGAUAUCAUAGGGUUAUUGUUCAAAUACAUUGAUCUUCUACAACAGUCUGGUGUUUGCAAAUGGAUAUUUGAAGAGCUUUCAGCAGUCUGUGAGACCAAGUUUCAUUAUCAAGACAAAAUUCCUCCUAGUGAUUAUGUUGUUAAUAUUGCAUCAAAUAUGCAGUUUUAUCCUCCUAAAGAUUGGUUGACAGGAUCAUCCUUACCUUCUAAAUUUAGCCCAAGUGUGAUCCAAAUGGUACUAGAUCAGCUUUCUCCAAACAAUGUUCGAAUCUUUUGGGAUUCUAAAAAUUUUGAAGGGCUUACUGAUAAGGUGGAGCCAUGGUAUGGAACUGCAUAUUCUGUUGAAAAGAUCACUGGCUCUGUGAUUCAGGAGUGGGUGCGUUCUGCUCCUGAUGAAAAUAUGCAUCUUCCAGCUCCUAACAAAUUCAUUCCAACUGACCUGUCACUUAAAAGUGUGCAAGAAAAAGUAAAGUUUCCAGUUUUGUUAAGAAGGUCAUCUAAGUCAGCCUUAUGGUAUAAGCCAGAUACAGUAUUUUUGACACCCAAGGCUUAUGUGAAGAUUGAUUUCAAUUGCCCAUAUGCUGGAAACUCUCCCGAGGCUGAAGUUUUGACGACUAUUUUCACACAGUUAUUGAUGGAUUACUUGAAUGAAUAUGCUUAUUAUGCUCAGGUUGCUGGUUUAUAUUACGGCCUAAAUCACAUAGAUGGUGGUUUCCAGGUGACUCUCAUUGGCUAUAAUCACAAGUUAAGGAUUUUGCUUGAAACUAUUGUUGAAAAGAUUGCGAAAUUCGUAGUGAAAGCUGACAGGUUUUCAGUUAUAAAGGAAAUGGUAACCAAGGAUUACCAGAAUUUCAAGUACCAACAACCCUAUCAGCAGGCUAUGUACUAUUGCUCUUUGUUACUACAUGAUCAAACUUGGCCUUGGAUAGAACAGCUAGAAUUACUUCCUGCUCUUCAAGUUGAAGAUCUUGCUAAAUUUGUGCCGGCAAUGCUUUCCAGGACCUUUUUAGAGUGUUAUAUAGCAGGGAACAUUGAAAGCCACGAAGCAGAGUCAAUGGUUAGGCACAUAGAAGAUGUUCUCUUUAAUUGUUCAAAACCUCUAUGCAAGCCUUUAUUCUCAUCUCAACAUUUGACAAAUCGGAUUGUUAAACUUGAAAGUGGCAUUAAUUACUUCUACCCUUCAGAAUGUCUUAAUCCUGACGAUGAGAAUUCUGCUCUUGUGCACUAUAUACAGGUUGGUCGAGAUGACUUCAAGCUGAAUGUUAAACUUCAGCUUUUUGCACUUGUUGCAAAGCAACCAACCUUUCAUCAGCUACGAUCAGUUGAGCAGCUGGGGUACAUUACUGUGCUCAUGCAGAGGAAUAAUUGUGGUAUACGUGGACUACAGUUUAUUAUCCAAUCCACCGUAAAGUCUCCUGGAUACAUUGAGCAAAGGGUCGAGACAUUUCUCAAGAUGUUUGAGACCAAACUUAAUGAGAUGACAAAUGAUGAAUUCAAGAGUAAUGUAAAUGCUUUGAUAGAUAUGAAGCUGGAGAAACACAAAAAUUUGAGAGAAGAAUCAGCAUUUUUCUGGCGAGAGAUUAAUGACGGUACUUUGAGGUUUGAUAGGAGAGACUAUGAGGUUGAAGCAUUAAGGCAGCUCACGCUUCAAGAAUUGAUAGAUUUCUUCAAUGAAUAUGUCAAAGUUGGUGCACCUCGAAAGAAAACUCUGAGUGUACGAGUUCAUGGGAACCGCCAUUCUUCUGAAUACAAAGCAGAAGCCUCAGAACCACAUUUGUCUAAAAUAGAUAAUGUUUUCGCUUUUAGAAGAUCACAGCCUCUUUAUGGUUCAUUUAAAGGACUUUCUGGGCAGAUGAAACUGUAGCGAGUGGAUCCUCCCGAUUUAUGAACGUUUUCUCCUUAAAGAAAUACUUAAUUUUAAAACACCUGUAAUAUUGGGCACUCUCACAUUAGCUUGGCCAAAAUGUUACCUUUUCAAUUCACCAACAUGCUAUGUGCUAUUAAUUUGGAUUUAAAUCCAGUGAUAACUGUUGACCAAAAAAUAGAAACAAUCGAGUGAUAAAUUACACGAUCUCAAAUAUAUGAAUUACAUUUCAGUCUCAAAAUGGUUUAAUCAAAUCAAAUUACACAUAACAGUCUAUUCUUGAUAUAUUGACAUUUUAUAAUUUUUUUUAGAAUAGUUUGUUUUCAUGUAUUUAAAACUUUUGGACAAUAAUAUCUCUCUCUUGCUUUCUACUUUGCUUUCUUUUAUAGUGUUUUCUUUCUUUUCUCUGACUAUUGUUAUAAUGACAUUCAUAUUGCUAAGAUUUUUUGUCUCGUGUUUUUUCAUUUGAAUCACUAGAUUCAAGUUUUGCGUUUUAGAAGUUCUGAUGAAAGUUUGAAAUAGAUUGAAUGAGGAAAGAGACGCGAUAGGAAUGGUAGCAUUGGAGAGGUCGAGUGGGGAGUGGGAUUUGAGGGAGUGUGGGAUGGAGUAGGUUGGCGAAAAUAUUAAAUUUGAAUGUAAUUUUUGGUAGGUUUGGCGGUAGAUAGAUAGAGAGAAAGGAGGCUGAGGGAUGAGGUUUGAGUUGGUGAAAAUUUGAGCUUGUUGAGUUGUAUUUGAGAGAGAAAAGAUGAGAGAAGAAGCGUAAGAUUGUGGUGGUGGAAGAAGGCAAAACAAACAUCAUAAAAGAAAGGACGAGUGAUUGAAGGAGGAGAAAAAAACAAGAAGACAAGAGGUAAUAAGGACUUUUUUGCUAAAAAAUUUCAUAAGUCAAAAAUAUAAAAAAUCUAUUUCUCAAAGAUUCUUAAGGGACAUCAUUUUGUUAUAUAAUUUUAGUGUCUUUUAAAAAUGAAAAUUGUUGUGAUAGGCAAUUGUUAAUUUGAGAGAGGAAAAUUUUAAAAAUUAACUUUAGUGAAGUAUUUCAAGAACUUAAGUGAGAGUAUGUAUGUAUAUAUCUAUAAUUUACUUUAUUAAUUUUUCAUUUGUUUCAUCUUUAUAUUUGUUAACUUUUUUAUAUUCUUAGUCUUUUAGUUUUUUUCUUAUUAUUAUAUGUUUUAUAUUUUUUAAAUAUAAAUUGAUAUCAAGUAAUUUUUUUGGUAUUAAAUAAAUAAUUUAAUAUUAUUAAUAGUAUAAUACAUAUGAUUAACAGUACAUUUAUUUGUUAAAAAUCUUUCACUAGAAGGGUUUCAUGACAUUUUUUUGUUAUUUUCACAAAUAACUCUUUUAUAAACAAUGAGUAUGUUCCCCCUUGAAAUCAAAUAGUGUAAUUCAUAACGAAGCAUUUUUGUAAUUUUGUUUAUGUUUGAUGUGUAGAAACUAUACGUGCGUUGAAAAUUUUUUGUCGACAAGACAGAAACAUUUCCUUGGACUCUCACGACAAAUUUGGUUAAAGUAGAGGAUAUUCGCCACUAGCCUCAAUUCCAUUGGUGAAAAUAACGUGCUUCUCGAUCAUUGAAAGUCUAUAAUAACAGUUAUGGCUACUUAAAAUUCAUCAAAUGAUAAACACUGAAAGCUGCUUUAUCUGCCUGAGUUCCUUCACACUUUGACUCGGCAAAUCGUUUAUUUAUAGGCUUUAAAACUAACUUCAUUCCCAAUUACAAAUUUAACAUAGCACUACAUUUGUAACUGCUAAAAUAUCGUAAAAAUAUUGACAUCCGGCAAUUUAUUUGAAAUACCAAUGCUUUAUAGUACGAAGAUGCUUUUCACGAAUGCAGUACGAAUACACGUGUAGACAGACAAAUUAUUGGAUGA
Molecule: messenger RNA, 5055 nt
Organism: Abrus precatorius (Indian licorice)
Lineage: Eukaryota; Viridiplantae; Streptophyta; Magnoliopsida; Fabales; Fabaceae
Product: insulin-degrading enzyme-like 1, peroxisomal
Exons: 26
Coding region: 295-3189 (964 amino acids)
Biological process (GO): peptide catabolic process
Cellular component (GO): cytosol; mitochondrion
Molecular function (GO): metal ion binding; metalloendopeptidase activity
Source: RefSeq, a predicted model, not a curated record